This is a messenger RNA of Heterobasidion irregulare TC 32-1, 801 nucleotides long. RefSeq lists its product as uncharacterized. NCBI's taxonomy places the organism in Eukaryota, Fungi, Basidiomycota, Agaricomycetes, Russulales, Bondarzewiaceae. Gene Ontology annotation, biological process: nucleotide catabolic process; pyrimidine nucleobase metabolic process. The transcript is spliced from 5 exons. The record is from RefSeq and is a predicted model, not a curated record. Gene Ontology annotation, molecular function: nucleotidase activity. The coding region runs from base 1 to 801 and encodes 266 amino acids.
AUGACUGCGGACCAGACACAAGGUAGCGCCGACUCCACGCGCCUCCAAAGCAGACAGCUCACCCCGACAGAUGACCGGCUCAUUGUUUUCUUUGACAUCGACAACACGCUCUACUCUGCGAGCUCCAAGAUCUCGGAGGCGAUGGGCACGCGCAUCCACGCGUACUUCCUCACCCUCGGCCUCUCCGACGAAGAAGCCUCCGACCUGCACCACAAAUACUACUCGCAGUACGGCCUCGCGCUGCGCGGCCUCACGCGCCAUCACAACGUAGAUCCAUUAGACUUUGACCAGAAAUGCGACGGGUCGCUCCCGCUCGAGGAGAUGAUCAAGCCCGACCCGGCGCUGCGCCAGCUCUUCCUGGACAUCGACCGCUCGAAGGUGCGCGUCUGGGCGCUCACGAACGCGUACCGCACGCACGCGCAGCGCGUCCUUCGCAUACUGCACCUCGAGGACCUGAUCGACGGGCUGAUAUUCUGCGACUACGCCGAGCCCAACUUCGUGUGCAAGCCCGAGCCGGAAUACUACCACCAGGCGCUGAAAAAAGCAAACGUCAGAGACCCCGCGCGGUGCCUCUUCAUCGACGACAGCCUCACGAACGUCAAGGCCGCCGCGCGCCUCGGGUGGGGCCGCUGCGUGCACUUCUGCGAGACGGGCCUCGAGGCGAUGGAGGGCGGGCGCAUGAAGCGCAUCGGCGGCGGCGACCUGCAGAGCGCGCCGGACCCCGCGCUCGAGGACCGGAUCGAGGCCGUGAGCGAGCUGAGGCAGCUGCGCGACGUGUGGGCAGACAUCUUCGCGAAGUAG